This is a messenger RNA of Eurytemora carolleeae, 2754 nucleotides long. RefSeq lists its product as uncharacterized. The record is from RefSeq and is a predicted model, not a curated record. Bases 1 to 2754 code for a protein of 917 amino acids. Lineage: Eukaryota; Metazoa; Arthropoda; Copepoda; Calanoida; Temoridae. The transcript is spliced from 4 exons.
AUGGGCAUGAUCUCGUCAGCUAUCAAUGUCAACACGGACAAAAGCUGGGUUAAUACAGCAUUCAGUGUUAUUGGAGUAUUUAGUAUUAUUGGAGUAUUUAGUGUUAUUGGAGUAUUUAGUGUUAAUACAGCAUUCAGUGUUAUUGGAGUAUUUAGUGUUAUUGGAGUAUUUAGUGUUAUUGGAGUAUUCAGUGUUAUUGGAGUAUUCAGUGUUAAUGGGGAAUUUAAUGUUAUUGGAGUAUUUACUGUUACUGGAGUAUUAAGUGUUACUGAAGUAUUUAUUGUCAUUGGAGUAUUUAGUGUUAUUGGAGUAUUUAGUGUUAUUGGAGUAUUUAGUGUUAUUGGAGUAUUAAGUGUUAUUGGAGUAUUCUGUGUUAUUGGAGUAUUUAGUGUUAAUACAGCAUUCAGUGUUAUUGGAGUAUUUAGUGUUAUUGGAGUAUUCAGUGUUAUUGGGAAAUUUACUGUUACUGGAGUAUUUAUUGUUAUUGGAGUAUUAAGUGUUACUGAAGUAUUUACUGUUAUUGGAGUAUUUAGUGUUAUUGGAGUAUUUAGUGUUAAUACAGCAUUCAGUGUUAUUGGAGUGUUUAGUGUUAUUGAAGUAUUUAAUGUUAAUACAGCAUUCAGUGUUAUUGGAGUAUUUAGUGUUAUGGGAGUAUUUAGUGUUAAUACAGCAUUCAGCGUUAUUGGAGUAUUCAGUGUUAUUGGAGUAUUCAGUGUUAUUGGAGUAUUCAGUGUUACUGGAGUAUUUAUUGUUAUUGGAGUAUUAAGUGUUACUGAAGCUAGAUCUCAUUCUCCCGCGGAGUUUUUUCUCCCAAGUAAAUUUUAUUGUUUUUCAGGGCAGUAUGUGACGGAAAUCUACUCGGAUCCGGAAUUGAAUUAUGUGGAGAUAUCCGGAAACCUUCGCCGGAACUUUUCAGGGUCCAUCGGCUCCACAAUAUCGACUAGCUCCGGUUAUUCGACCUUCUCUAAACAGGUUUCCCGCUCCACAAAUACUUCUAGAAAACUGUCCAACCCGGCAGCUGCUACAAAUAAAAAAAUCUCCACAUCUGUUGGGGAUUUCUACUAUCUCUCUAGUCAGGACAAAAUUGAACCCAUCAGCAAAACAAUCUCCAAGUCAACUAGUGAUAUUCAAAAUAUUCAAGUCCAAGAAAAUAUUUAUCAAAAUAUUCCAUUCUCCAGCUAUUCUGAUAAGUUUCAACCAAACAAUAUUUCGAGAAAGAAUUUGUUGAAAACUAUUUCAAACCCGGAAGAGAGUAAUCAUCCUUCUUAUAAUGUUGUUCUUCCAGUAGGGCCUCUCCUUAACUCAGUCGGGAAAAAUAUUGUUUUUCCAUCCGUUUAUGGUCAAACCAGAUCAAAACAAAAAUCUUUUUCUGACGUUUCUCCUUAUACACCUGCAGUUCACUCAUAUAGAAACCAUUCCAAGUAUCCAGCUACUCAUGGAGCAAACUCAGCCACAAACCCAGCCAUGUAUCCAGCUACUCAUGGAGCAAACUUAACCACAAACCCAGCCAGGUAUCCAGCUACUCAUGGAGCAAACUCAACCACAAACCCAGCCAAGUAUCCAGCUACUCAUGGAGCAAACUCAACCACAAACCCAGCCAAGUAUCCAGCUACUCAUGGAGCAAACUCAACCUCAAACCCAGCCAAGUAUCCAACUACUCAUGGAGAAAGCUCAACCACAAACCCUGCCAAGUAUCCAGCUACUCAUGGAGAAAACUCAACCACAAACCCAGCCAAGUAUCCAGCUACUCAUGGAGCAAACUCAACCACAAACCCAGCCAAGUAUCCAACUACUCAUGGAGAAAGCUCAACCACAAACCCAGCCAAGUAUCCAGCUACUUAUGGAGCAAACUCAACCACAAACCGAGCCAAGUAUCCAGCUACUCAUGGAGCAAACUCAACCACAAACCAAUCCCGGACUCAAGACCGUCAUAUGACAAACUCAUACAAAACGCCAAUUCAAUCCCUUCAGAAAUCUGCACAACAAAACGAUGUAACUCAUUCUGAAGUUUCAGAAGUACUGAAAAUUAAGUCUUUUUCGAAAAGUACAGGACUACUGCUUUCAAACAAUUCUUCCAAGUCAUCUCCAGUUCAGAAGAGAGCUUUCAGAAAGUUAACACCUGGAAUAAAAUCAUCCAAAUCCCAAACUACAGAUUUCAAUAGAACAAGAGUACCUGGAGAUAAACCUACUCUAAGAGUACCUGGAGAUAAACCUACUCUAAGAGUACCUGGAGAUAAACCUACUCUAAAAGUACCUGGAGAUACACCUAAUCUACCUACUCUACGCUCUUUAAACGGUUCUUCUGCUGAAAAUAUUCCCCAAAUCCAACCGGUGAGAAACACUAUUCAAGUGUAUAAAAGCGAACCUGCGAUUAGUCUGAGCAAUUGGUCGGAUACAUUGUAUUCCAAGGAUUAUGGUGACAGUAAACUGAAUCCAGGAGGGUUGGGUUCUACAGAAGCUCAUGACCAAUAUCAACAAAGUGCUAAGAAUGAAAUUACACUAAGAUCCUUGCUUGCUGAAAAAGAAUACGAUGAGAAUAUAUCUCUACAGUUGGAUGAGACGGAUAUCCGGAAACUUCAAAUACUCAUGGAAUGUAAAAGGUUGGAAUAUGAGAAUACCCUGCUCCGGCGAGAAUUAUAUAAGCUAAGCUCUGACUCUAGGUCGGAGCAAGUUAAGGAUAUGCUCAACCAACUCAACCAUCUCAAAGGAAUGCAUUCAAAAGAAAAUAUACUGCAUGAGGCUUUUUUAAAUUAA